UUCAAGAUUAGUGCUCUGAAUCAACACUUACAUCCUUUCCCUGCGCAUUUUGGUCAAUUGAAUGGAACCGAGGUAACAAAGACGCAUCUACUUUUAGAAAAGUUGGGGUGUCAAGUAGUAAUUGCUGGGGUAGCCAUUGAAGACUCAUUUUAUUCCACAUUCAUAGUUCUGCUCUCCACACUUUCAAGUUUCUCUCAAGAAACACUAUCAUCUUCAUUCAUUUCUUCUUCAUUGUUUCUCCAUCUGCUUGAAAUUUCUCAUAAUGGCCGCGGAAGGAAUUCUUGUUAACGGGGUCACUGAAAUCAUUAAGAAGGUACUACCUGUUAUUGCUCAACAGAUUUCUUGGUCAUGGGGUGUCAAAGACGACUUGAGAAAGCUCAAGGAAACCUUAGAGUCAAUUCAAGCUCUAAUGUCUGAUGCCGAGAGGAGGCAGGUGAAUGAUGAGGCUGUGAGACUUUGGUUGAGAAGGCUGAAAGAUGUUGUUUAUGAUGCAGACGACGUUAUGGAUGAGUUCAUUUACGAAACCAUGCGUUCUAAUAAGCACAAGGUACAAGCUCUUGUUUCAUCCUCCAACCCACUUUUUUUUCGUUUCAAGAUGGCCCGUAAUAUUCGAGCGAUCAAUCAGAAGUUGGAUGAAAUUCACAAAAACAGUAAAAGGUUUCGCUUCCAAAAUACCGGAAGUGCACAAGAAAAUCAGAAUAAAGAGCUUAUAAAAAAACGCAACCGGUUAACUACAUCGGAUGUAGAUGAUUCGUUACUUCUAGGCAGGGAAGGUGCAAAAUCAUACAUAAUUAACUUAUUGAUCGAGAAGCCGUCGCCAUCUGUGCCGUCAUCAUCAUGGGAGAUUUCUACCCAACAGCACAACGUAUCCACUUUAUCUAUUGUGGGUAUGGGGGGUCUGGGUAAGACUACAGUAGCUCAAAUGGUCUAUAAAGAUGACUCCAUGGUGAGAAACUUUGAGCCAAGAGCGUGGGUUUGUGUCUCUGAUCCUUUUGACAUCUUUAAGAUUUUAAGAGAUAUCAUCGAGUCCAUCACUGGACGAAAAUGUGAGGAUCCAUCCAAUGUCGACGUAUUGGCAAAACAAGUCAAGGAAAAUUUGCUUGGUAAGAAAUAUUUUCUAGUGCUCGACGACGUGUGGAAUGAGGAUGUCGGAGAUUGGGAUAAACUGAAAAGUUUUCUUGUUUGUGGCGGCUUGGGCAGCAAAAUAUUAGUCACUACACGAAGCCAGAAUGUUGCGUCCGCUGCUGGGGGUACAUAUUACUCUUUGAACAAAUUACCGGAUGAUGUUUGUUGGUCCAUUAUCAAGAAGAAAGUAUUGUCCCAAGGUGGAGCAGUGCUGACAAAGAAAAUGACAGAUAUUGGAACUGAGAUAGCAAGGAAAUGUGAUGGCUUACCCCUUGUGGCGAAUUCACUUGGAAGUUUAUUGCGUUCAAGAAGAGAUGAAAGCUAUUGGCAGUCAAUCGUAGACGACAUCGCUGAUCGUAUGCGAGGUACAACUGAACAUGAAAAAGUCAUUUCAAUAUUAAAACUGAGCUAUGAUAAUUUAUCGCCUCCUCUGAAACAAUGUUUUUCAUACUGCUGUAUUUUCCCGAAAGACUGGGAAAUAGAAAGAGAAAUGUUAAUUCGAUUAUGGAUGGCAGAAGGAUUCCUUUUGUCAUCAAGUGGAGGAGAAAGUAUAUCUCUUGAAGAUAUUGGUAAUGAAUAUUUUGAGUAUUUGGUGUGGAGUUCGUUCUUCCAGGAUGUGCAGAAGCAUCAUCUGUCGGGAGACAUUAAGACAUGUAAGAUGCAUGAUUUGGUGCAUGAUCUUGCAACGAGUGUUGUAGAUCCUAAUGAAUUUAGAAUUGCCAAGGUAAGAGAUGACAAGGAAGAUGUUUCAGAAGUUCGUCGAUUACAACUGCUAAUUGAUGAAGGACAGAGUUUGGCAUCUCCUACAGUAUUAUCAAAUGCUGUGAAACUGCGUACAAUUGUUGCUCUUGAACCAAAGAAUAUUUCGUAUACCAAUUCUUUCUUUCAAUGUAGGCGUUUGCGCAUACUAUGUCCUCUCAGUGGCUGGGAUAGGGGCUGGCGUGAAUGCUCACUCUCUUCUAGGAGCAUGUCUGCUUCAUCGAUUUCUAAGCUGAAGCAUCUGAGGUACCUUGACCUCUCCAACUGCAAGUUAUCUGCUAAGGUAUCUUUAAAGCAUUCUUACAAUCUGCAAAUACUCAUACUUGGUGGAUGCAAAAACGUUCCUAGCUGUCUUCUAAAUAAGAUUGGAUCUUUGAAGAGUUUGAGGCAUCUUGAUAUCUCGAGGUCGGAUAUUAAACAUUUACCCGAAAACAUUGGGUCUUUGAAGAGUUUGAGGCAUCUUGAUAUCUUUUUUUCGGAUAUUAAAUCUAUACCAGAAAAUAUUGGGUCCUUGGAACAUCUAUGUUUCCUUGAUCUUUCAUAUACAAAAAUAUCAAAGUUACCAGAUUCAAUCACUUAUAUCACUAGUUUAAGAACGUUGAAGUUUAAUGAUUGUAGGAACUUGGAUGCCUUACCAAGUGAGCUAGGAGCACUGACACGAUUGAGGUGUCUUGAUUUGGAAUAUACUGGAAUCAAAGAAUUGCCUGAAUCAUGCAUUAGCAACCUCUGCAAUUUGGAGAUUGUGAAAUUAGGAGAGUACUGUAAGCUUCCAAAGGAAAUUAAGAAUUGGCCGAAAUUAAGAAUUUUUACUCAUGAGAGAUUUGAUGAUGUAAUGCCUAGAGGUAUAGAAAGGCUCACUUGCCUUGAAACAUUGAAUUACAAUGCUAGAAAUGAAAAUGAGAUCUGUGAAAGUCCCAGUAAUAAGAGUUACGGUGGCAUUGAAGAGUUAGCAGGCUUAAACUCCCUUCGGGUGUUAGAGAUCAGAAAACUUGAAAAUGUGAGAGGUGGAAUAGAAGAUGGAGAAACAGCAAAGUUAAAGGACAAGCAACAUCUUCGAGAAUUACAUCUGGAAUGGGGUUCCACAGGUGGUGAUGAUGACCAAGUACGGAGUAGUAGAAGUGUAAAAGAUACUGCGGUGUUGGAGGGUCUCCAGCCUCACUCAAAUUUGAAGCAUUUGCAUAUAUAUAGAUUCUCGGGUUUAAACCUUCCAAAGUGGAUGAUGGGUUGUUCAUUAUCUAACUUCCUUCCGAAUUUGGUGCUUAUAGAUUUCACAGAUUUCAAUAAUUGUGAGCAGCUUCCAGCUCUGGGCAUGCUCCAAUUUCUUAGGGAUCUUCGGAUCGCCAGAAUGAAAUCAAUCAAUCGUCUGGGCGAAGAAUUCUAUUAUCAACAAGAAAACAGAGAAGAAGAAGAAGAAGAAAGCAGUAGUAGUGAUACUGCAAAGAGAUCCUCAUUAUUCCCUUCGCUAGUUGAAUUGCAUAUUUGUGAAUUGGAAAACUUAGAAGAAUGGGUUGCUCCUCCUCUUUCUUCUUCUUCUUGUUUUCCUUCUCUUGAGACGAUGGAAAUCACAAACUGUAAACGAUUGAAAACCAUACCAAUAAUUUCGUUUUCUUCUCUGAAGACAUUGAAUUUAACGGGUACCAAUGAUAAUGCAGUAAACUCAUUAUUCUAUAGAGGGGGAGGAGAAGGAUGUCUGCCCUCUCUCACAUCCAUUGAAAUAAGGUAUUCUCCAGAUCUAAUAUAUUUACCACCAUUGGGCGCACUACUCCAACGCAGUACUUCGAAUUUUUGGUCCCUUCAAAUUGGGAAUUGCUCAAAUUUUCAAGGUUUUCGUGAUGAUGGUGAUAAUCGAAACAACAACGACAACACUUCUUUUCAGUCGCUGAGGAUAUCUGAUUGCCCUGUCUUGGCGUCUCUACCAGAUUUACGAUUAUGUACUUCUCUUUGGUCCCUUCAAAUUGUGAAUUGCUCAAAUUUUCAAGGUUUUCGUGAUGAUGGUGAUAAUCGAAACAACAGCAACAAUUCUAUUCGUUCACUGUGGCUAGAAGAUUGUCCUGUUUUAACAUCUCUACCAGAUUUGCAAUUAUGUACUUCUAUUCGUUCACUGUGGCUAGAAAAGUGUCCUGUUUUAACAUCUCUACCGGAUUUACGAUUAUGUACUUCUCUCCGGGAAUUAACAAUCUGGAAAUGCGACAAACUGAAGAAUAAGGAGUCAAUACCCUAUGAUCUUAAGAAGUACCUCACGUUUCUUGAUGUACUCCAAGUUGAUUUCAUCCAAAGAGACGAGGGUGUUCCGGAUGUCUCUUUUCCAUUUGAGUUAACUAAUUUGAUGGAGAAGAAGAAGAAGUAGAUUUGGUCGAUAGGAAGUCAUCUCUUCUUCUAGAAUUACCAACAGGUUUCAGGAAAUUGUACCACUGAAUGCAGGGAAUGUAUUAGGUGCAGAGGACGAUGCUCCCGCCUUAAAGUGGCUUUCACUUAUACGCCAAGCUCUGAAUAAUACUGAUAAGAAUACUGAAUUAGCCCAAAACCCUCCAAGGCGCAAAGAACAUAAGAAUUUCAAAACCAGAAUUAGCUUCUCUGAUCUGAUAUCAUUAGAGGAUGAACUGGAUAAAGAGGAUUUAGAAAGACAUUCAACUUCGAGUCCAAACUCAGACAUUGAGGAUGAACCCUCUAAUUUUUCAAUGAGGCGUAAAUCUCCAAAGAAUACUAGUAGUCGUUACAGCUUAGCUGCAAGUAAGCAAAUGGUUGGCAUCUUCUUGUGUGUGUGGUUACUAGUCAUGUUGUUGUAUGGUCAAAUAGAAGAGUGAUGGAAGUAAAAGAGGAUUGUGCUGACUGCAACUGCAAGUUGCUAGUAUCGGGUCGGCAUUCUGCUUCAGUGAAUUUCUGAGACUUACAUCUAACCAAGUAGUGGUAAGAAAUCUCAAACACUCAGAAUCUUAAUUUGUGGAAUGUGCUCUUAAUUUGUGGAAUGUGCUCUUAAUGUGCUCUUAGUUAUAGUGCUUGCGGACUUGGAUCUGAUGGAACAGAUAGGCUAGUAAAAUUGGUGCAGGAAAUGCAACACUCUAAGGUGUCUAAAUCUGAAAAUGGAACUCUGUUUGGAGCAAAGAUUACUGGUGGAGGCUCCGGUGGCUCUGUUUGCAUACUAGGAAGGAAUUCUGUCUACGAAGCAGCGAACAGAUUUUAGAGGUAAAACCUCAGUUGAGGAAAAAUAAAAUAAAGAUUAGGAUAAGUUUAUCGUGCUUAAGUUAAGACAUGGGCUACAAAUAAGUUAUAAGUUGUAACCCUUCAUUUGUUGUAAUAGAACACAAAGAAUAAGGCCAGGGUGUAGUAAAUUUUUAUUUUUUACCAACAAAUAUUAAAAAUAAUUUUAACA
This is a messenger RNA of Papaver somniferum (opium poppy), 5254 nucleotides long. RefSeq names its product disease resistance protein RGA2-like. Bases 263 to 4231 code for a protein of 1322 amino acids. Lineage: Eukaryota; Viridiplantae; Streptophyta; Magnoliopsida; Ranunculales; Papaveraceae. The transcript is spliced from 3 exons. The record is from RefSeq and is a predicted model, not a curated record. Gene Ontology annotation, molecular function: protein binding; ADP binding. Gene Ontology annotation, biological process: defense response to other organism.